AUGUCAUCAAUAACUUUUCUUUUCUCUUUUGCGUUCUCUUUCUCUCUCUCUCUCUCUUUUGUCCUUUCUCUCCCCCCUCUCUCUCUCUCUAAACGCAAGAAAUAUAAACGCUCACUCUCCCACAGACACGCCGUCGCCUCUCUCUGUCUUUUCUACAAAUACUUUCAUGUUGAAACCUUCUCUCCAUCACUUCAUUCAUUUCUCUUCUUUUUUUCUUUUCUUUUUUUAGAUAAGCUAGAUAGUCAUUUUGUACGCAUUCAUAAAAGUAGAUUGUUUUAUUCUAUUAAUAAUCUAUCUAUCUAUCUAUCUAUCUAUCUAUCUAUCUAUCUAUUAGGCAUAUUUCUACCCUUCUUCUUCUUUUUUUUUAUUUUCCCUUCUUUCCUUUCUUCCCUUUUUCUACCCUCAUUCUCUUCUUGUCAUAUUUUUCUAUCUUUUUUUGUCACCUCCUUUAUUUUUCUGGUGCCGAAAUACAACUCUUUCCAGAUAAUAUCUAUCUAUCUAUCUAUCUAUCUAUCUAUCUAUCUAUCUAUCUAUCUCAAUGCAUAUAUAUAUGUAUACGUGUGUGCUCGGAAACUAGUUGCCGAACGUUUCACCAUUUUCUUCACAAAGGAUGCACUAACACAGUCGUUCAGGACGAAAUGGUUAGGUAGAAUGCUAACGUUUGAGGAACUGGUUGUAGCCGAUAGAAUGGAGUAA
This is a messenger RNA of Acanthosepion pharaonis, 696 nucleotides long. The record is from the annotation of a GenBank genome assembly. Lineage: Eukaryota; Metazoa; Mollusca; Cephalopoda; Sepiida; Sepiidae.